Messenger RNA from Prorocentrum cordatum, 357 nucleotides. Lineage: Eukaryota; Dinophyceae; Prorocentrales; Prorocentraceae. The record is from the annotation of a GenBank genome assembly.
AUGCUGGAUCGGACAUGGGCAACGGGCGGGCCAAAGUGCGUGGCUCUUCUGUCCGUCGUGGGCGUGGUCUUGAUCGCUGUUUCCAACGAUGCUAUCGUGAACGACGGGUGGAGGGUGGCGCACGGAGUGGAGCAGAUCUCAGCGGCAUCUACCGCAGUAGCAGUCACGACCAGCACCAGUGACAUGGCAUCCGACCAAGUCGUCGUCAACAUCGGAUCAAGCUGGGAGAACCACAUAUGUGUAAACGCUACUUCAUCAAUCAGUUGUGACGUUGAGGCUGCCCAGCACGGAUCAAGGCUCAACAGAGAUUUCUCCGGGUCGACAGAGACAUUCCAUGUGGUGGCGUAUGGCAGUUGA